Molecule: messenger RNA, 1413 nt
Organism: Colletotrichum godetiae
Lineage: Eukaryota; Fungi; Ascomycota; Sordariomycetes; Glomerellales; Glomerellaceae
Product: aryl-alcohol dehydrogenase AAD14
Exons: 1
Coding region: 145-1305 (386 amino acids)
Source: RefSeq, a predicted model, not a curated record
AUAAAGACGAGCAUGCUCAACGCAGCUCAGUUUCCUUCAUUGUACUAAUUCAUCCAAAACAAGAGCGACACUAGUCCAUCGUACCAUUAUUAGCUCAACCAGAACAUCCCCAUCAAGUACCCCACAGUUUGAACUCAUCUCACGAUGUCCGGCCUUCAAACCCUCUUCGCGCCGGCUCCCGAGCCCAAGACCGAGCUCGGUCGAUACCGCGUCCUGUCCACCACCGCGGGUGUCAGGGUCUCCCCCCUCUGCCUAGGUGCCAUGUCCAUCGGCUCUGCGUGGUCGUCCUUCAUGGGUUCCAUGGAAAAGGAGGACUCGUUCAAGCUUCUCGAUGCCUUUGUCGAUGCCGGCGGCAACUUCAUCGACACCGCCAACAACUACCAGAACGAGGAAUCCGAGGAGAUUUUGGGAGAAUGGAUGGCUGCAAGGAAGAACCGGGACACCAUGUUCAUUGCGACCAAGUUCACGACGCAGUACCGCAAACAGGCGCUUGGACCCGGUAAAUGUGUCAAUUAUUCUGGCAAUCAUAAGAAGUCGCUGCACCUCUCGGUCCGGGAUUCCCUCAGAAAGCUGCAGACGGACUAUAUUGACCUGCUCUACAUCCACUGGUGGGAUUGGACGACCUCUGUCGAGGAGCUGAUGGACUCGCUCCACAUUCUGGUCGAGCAGGGAAAGGUCCUGUACCUCGGCGUUUCUGAUACACCCGCUUGGGUCGUUUCCGCUGCGAACACCUACGCCAAGGCGCAUGGCAAGACCCAGUUCUCCGUUUACCAGGGUCGCUGGAACGUUCUCAUCCGCGACAUGGAGCGGGACAUCAUCCCCAUGGCUCGCCACUUUGGCAUGGCUCUCUGUCCCUGGGAUGUCCUUGGCGGCGGCAAGCUGCAGACCAGGAAGCAGCUCGAGGAGCGCAAAAAGGCUGGCGAGGGCUUGCGUGCCAUGCUUGGAGGGGACCAAUCCGAUGAUCAACGCAAGGCCAGUGAGGUUCUUGAGGAAGUUGCCAAGGAGCAUGGCAUUGAGAGCAUUCAACAGAUUGCCCUGGCCUAUGUCAUGCAAAAGGCACGCUACGUUUUCCCCAUUGUUGGUGGUCGCAAGGUGGAGCACUUGGAAGACAAUAUCAAGGCCUUGAGCAUUCACCUCACUGGGGAUCAGAUCAAGAAGAUUGAGAGCUUCAAGGAGUUCGACAUUGGUUUCCCGAUGAAUUUCAUUCUCGAAGAUCCCAGAGAGGGUGGCGCAACGGCACCAUUGGUAGCUGCUUCCGCCCCGAUGGCGUGGCAGUCUCAGGGUAAGCCGAUUGGGCACGAGUAGAGAUAGUACCUUGAAAGUUUCCAACAUCAAAACGUUAAGAUCAAUAAUCGUAAGGUCCAUUUGGAAUCAGAUGUUCCUUGUUCAUUAAAAUUAUCUUGAUAUCAUCUG